Messenger RNA from Peromyscus eremicus (cactus mouse), 2018 nucleotides. Its product is annotated as disks large homolog 5-like. Lineage: Eukaryota; Metazoa; Chordata; Mammalia; Rodentia; Cricetidae. The coding region runs from base 123 to 953 and encodes 276 amino acids. The record is from RefSeq and is a predicted model, not a curated record. The transcript has 7 exons.
GUGUCUCAUGCCUGGACAUUCUAUUGUAUCCUGGAGACUUUAGAAUGUAAUCUGAUGUCACCUGUGUUGUAGCAACACCAACUGCCUUUGGACAGUUGGUUCAGUGCCCUUACAGUUCAGCCAUGAACAUGUUGGGAAGACUCAGGACUCUAUUGGGUCGAGAGAAAGGAGAGGGAAGAGAAACCAGAGAGAGGCAGACACAAGCUGGCCUUCAGCCAUUCCAAUGUGAACAAUCAAGAAAGAAAUGGUCAAGAAGAUGGUACAGGGCCUCCAAGGAGCCACCACCCACUCCAACCAGCCUCACAAAGAAGCAAGUGAAGCAGAAGGUGGAGAGCCUGACCACUCAGCUCCGGGAGAUGACUGCCCAACGGAAUGAUCUGAGAGAUCGCCUCAUCUUAGUAACCGAAGGAUCCUUGGACAACAAGCCCUACCACAGGCCAAAUCCUUUCUGGGAAAAGCUCAAGAUGGAACAUCAGCAGGUCAUGUCACACCUGCAGAAGUUUGAGAAGGAGAAUUUGGAGGUGUCACAGAAGCUCAGUGAGCUGACCAAAGAGAAAGACUUCCUUUGUGAUCUGCAGAGCCGGCUCCUGAUGGAGCAGAGUCAGCUCAAAAAGAAAUUGGAUAUGCUGAGGCAACAGAAGGAGAACCUACUGGAGGAUUGUGUCGUGCUGAAGCACCACUUGGGUGACUUGCAAGUGCUCAGUAAGGAUCAAGAAGAGAUCAGUGACCUCCAGAACCAGCAACAGCAGGAGCAGCAAAGAAUGGAAGAGAGACUCCAGAGCUUGCUGAAACAGAGGGAGCUUGUCACACAGCAAAAACACCUGACAAUAAAGCUGCAGCAUCAUUUGACUGUCUCCCAGAUGAGGUCAGAAAAUCUCCAACAGGAACUGGAACAAUCCACAGCUCAAGAUGAGAGCCUCCUGCCGACAGAGCUGCUGCUGCAGGAGCACUAAGUGUCAUAAGCAACACCCUUUAUGAGAACUGAGGAGGCUGAAGGAAUCCAUUGUCAACUAGAAACCCUGACACUCUCCACUCUAUGAUCAAGGCCUCCUCAGAACAAGACAUGUACUACUAGUUGUGAAAUCACCAGUGAGGCAAAUAUCAUCUGCCCUGCAGGUCAUCCAUCCAUAAUCUGAUCCAUGUGUCUGUUGACUCAUUGGUUAUGGAAUAAAGAAACCAUCAAGAAGAUGCUUGAGAUUCAAAAAAUAAACACCAAGAGUUAUGCAGAAAAAGAUGACAUCUACCAGCAAGUGUUCCCAGUGAGGGCCACAACAACAUGGAGAGAAUAUGUUUCUGCUCAUAGUUACUCUGAAGUUUAUCGCUACAAACUUUUGGUAGCUGACUGAGUGUUGAGCCCUUCAUAUGUGGAGGGAGAUAUGUCAACAGAGACUGUGUUGAUGUCAUGCUGCUAUCCAGACAGACCACACAAAGGAAGCAUCAUAUUCUCACUCCAGUCCAUUGUGGAAACUACUCAAUUUCAUGCACAUGUGAUGGUGAAGUGAAUUGUUCUGAGAGAUGAUUUAGGAAGGAUGUCACCAUGAGAUGUUAUGUCUUUUGGUAACAGAUGCUCCCCGUGUCAUUUUUUGCUCUUGAAUGGGCACACAGACACAGGUUGGCAGACAGAAACAUAUAGUGGUCAACAUGGCAUAAGAUCAACUUUGGCAAGGACUUAACCUAGAAGCCCCAAAGUGGCAUGACUACACUUGUCUUGAAGAGGGUAUUUCAAUUCAGGGUUGUCUUCCAACUUGUGUCCAAAGCCAGCCACAGAGUGUAGGACAUCUGCAUGAAGAGAAAGCUUCUUAUGUAAAUAGUUUUGGUUUGUUUUGUGGUUUGCAUGAAUUUAGGUUUUGUUGUUCUUUGUUUUGUUUUGCUGUUUUUUUAUUUUUUUGGUUCUUUGUUCUUUCUUUGAUUUUAUAUUUUGCUAAAGCUAUACACUGGAUAUACUAAGCACCCCUUUAAGGCCCUAUUCUGUCAAAUUUCUGUAAUUUCACAAAUAAAAAAUAAUUUCCAACUCUUCA